AUGCUGUCUUUUUACUCCUUCUCACAAGAGAUACAGCAGAUGAUCCUCUCGAAGCUGGCCCUGGCCAGAGACCUGGCCUCCUUCGCAUGUGUCAACAAGCACUGGCAAGAAUUCUUCGAAGCCAAGACAUUCCGACACCUAAUCAUCAGCCAAUACGACAUUGAAGACUUCGAAAUUGUCGUCCAAGGUGCCAGAAGAAGUUAUGUCAAGCGUCUCUGGCUCCGAAUCCUGCUACCAAAGUAUCUCUGGGUGUGGCGCAAGGAGGAAGAAGAUGAACACGUCCUCUGGAAAGCCGACAGGAUCUUUACCACGUCAAUAUUUGACCUCUGGGAAGUCCUUGCAAAAUGGGAUGCUUGCAUCCAUGGUGGGAACUCGGGCUUUACCUUUGAGCUGAGUGCUCAUUCCCCGAGCGACUGGGGCAAACAUGUGCGGGACGACUUCUUUGAGAGAGACGUCGAUAUGUACCAAGAGUACCUGGAAACCGACUCCACCAAGGCGUAUAAAUCCUCUGGUGAUGUUUAUGCACCUUAUUUGAAGGCUUACUGGGGACUUGGCGGUAUGUUUGGGACGCAGAUGUGGGAUCGAACCGUGGCAGACUUGUUCGGUUGGAAGCCGCUCAAGUUCAACUUUCGCGAACAAGAGGGCAUGUCCCCGAUUCGAGAAGACGAAGCACCGGAGCUCCCGAGUGUUUCCGUCAUCGCCAAAUUCUUGAUCCGUCGGUCGCAGUUUCGACAAAUCUCACCGGCCUCACUCGUCGAAACAUUGUCGAGCCUACCACACCUUGAACAACUUGCCAUUGAACGGUGGCGGUGCGUGGACGCUCAAGAGGAGACGCUCUGGUGCCAGAUGGCCAAGGCAUUCAUCUUGGACUUGCCAACGUCGGUCAAGACAUUGUCUUUGUACGGAGACACGGCCAACAUCUUCCAUGAGUGGUCAUCCAGGGACGUCAUGACCAUCGGCUUGGCAAAACACCUCGAGAGCAUAUCCAUCUCGUUCCUCAUCGACGCCAAGGAUUUUUUCCAGCCGUUCUGGACUUCGCGGACAGAGUGCACCACCACCUGGGAGAACCUCAAGACCCUAUCGGUCACCUCUCAGAUCCUCAAGCCAUCUUCGAGAAGCCGGGUCAACGGACUACUCUGCGCAGCAGCCAACACAGCCAUGAAGAUGCCAAAGCUGCAACUGCUGGAGCUCUGGAACGGCGACGAAGGGAUGGCCUUUGUGUUUCGGUAUCGUGUCAAGGACACCGUUACCGAGAUUACCUGGCUCAGCACUCACAUCCCCAAGGUUGACCAGAAGGUGAUUAAUGCCUGGACAAGCGUGGCUGUGGCACAGGGGCGGCCCGACGUCAGAGUAUCGAUAGGCAAACUUGAUCCAGACAAGAUCAUCUCUACUGGAACUGUCUUACGGUAUCUAUAUCUCAGAGAGCAGAUCCUACACGCUGUUUCAGCAUACAGGAUUGCCUGGGAACAGAAGAAGCAGAGCUGA
This is a messenger RNA of Fusarium falciforme, 1485 nucleotides long. RefSeq lists its product as hypothetical. The record is from RefSeq and is a predicted model, not a curated record. NCBI's taxonomy places the organism in Eukaryota, Fungi, Ascomycota, Sordariomycetes, Hypocreales, Nectriaceae. Gene Ontology annotation, molecular function: protein binding. The coding region runs from base 1 to 1485 and encodes 494 amino acids. The transcript is spliced from 2 exons.